AUGGCGCACGUACCCCUAGGCGAUCGACACCUCACAGGCCUCGGACCCGGCAACUUCAACUCCCAGCAGGCCUCGCUUCCCCCGACGGCACUUCCUGUCUACGCGGUGCCUUCUGGGAGUUGUAGUGGCCCGCGUGGCCCUCCGCCGCCUCAGGCGCGGCGGCGACAGGAGCGCUCGGGCUCCCUCUCCUGGGAAGCCGUUAGCUGGCCGGCCGGUGGGCGAGCCGCAGGCGGCGGCCCUGCCAGUGAGCCCGCCCUUGGGGCGGUGCUCGGCGGAGACUCAGGGGGAACCAGGGGCCCGGCCCUGAGGAGAGCGUUGCGCGAGGGCGGCCAGGGCGAUGGGACCGAGAGAAGCCCGAGCGGCGGCGGCAGCGCGGCGGCAGUGACAGCGACAAGGCACGGAGAAGUUCUGACCCAGCUAGUUGUGGGUGGUGGGACCCAGGAGCGGACCCUGUCGUCUGCUCUGGAGAUGGUGCUCUUCAGUGCUCCAUCAGACCGCAUGUCUGUUGGGAUAGGAGUGCUACAGAGAGACAUUAGUGGAAGUGGUUGUUAUUGUUGGGUACUUCUGAUCUUUUUUAAAAAAUGCCUAUUUAUUUUUUUAAAUCCAGGAGUAUAUGGAAAAAGAAGCGGUCGUAGUAAAAAAUGGAAGGAGAUGCUGAAGCUACCCCCUGUCAGCAAGUGCAGCGAGCUUAGACAUUCCAUUGGAAAGGAUUAUAACAGUCUUUGUGACAAGCAGCCGAUAGGAAGACUUCUCUUCAGGCAAUUCUGUGAAACAAAAUCUGAUCUAAAGAGAUGCAUUGAGUUCUUGGAUGCAGUGGCAGAAUAUGAAGUGGCCGCUGAUGAGGACCAAAGAGAUCGUGGACUCAAGGUCUUAGAUACAUUCUUCAAUGAGGAGGUAGCAGCCCAUUUACCAGAAAUACCUCAGGAUGUUAUGAUAAAAUGUAAAGAGAGACUAGAAGAAGAUCCUUCCAAAGAACUCUUCGAGGAAUGCACUAGGAUUGUCCAUAACUAUUUAAGUGGAAAACCAUUUGAAGAAUACCAGGAAAGCUCAUAUUUUUCUCGAUUUUUACAGUGGAAGUGGCGGGAAAGGCAACCAGUAACAAGGAACACAUUUAGACAUUACAGAGUUCUAGGAAAAGGCGGAUUUGGAGAGGUGUGUGCCUGUCAAGUGCGAGCUACAGGAAAAAUGUACGCCUGUAAGAAACUGGAGAAAAAGAGGAUAAAGAAGAGGAAGUGCGAAGCUAUGGCUCUGAAUGAGAAGACGAUCUUAGAGAAAGUGCACAGUAGAUUUGUAGUUAGUUUAUCCUACACGUACGAGACCAGCGAUGCCUUGUGCUUGGUGCUGACCAUCAUGAACGGAGGGGAUCUGAAGUUUCACAUUUACAACCUGGGCAGUCCUGGCUUUGAGGAGCACAGAGCUGUGUUCUAUGCUGCAGAGGUGUGCUGCGGCUUGGACGAUUUACAGCGGGAAAGAAUUGUGUACAGAGACUUGAAGCCUGAGAACAUUCUCCUGGAUGACCAUGGACAUAUCCGGAUUUCAGAUCUUGGUUUAGCUGUGGAGAUCCCAGAAGGGCAGAUGAUCCGAGGAAGAGUUGGAACGGUCGGUUACAUGGCUCCAGAAGUUAUCGAUAAUGAAAACUAUACGUUUAGUCCUGACUGGUGGGGACUUGGCUGCCUGAUAUAUGAAAUGAUUCAGGGACAUUCUCCAUUCAGAAAAUUCAAAGAGAGAGUCAAACGGGAGGAGGUCGACCGAAGAGUGAAGAAGGACGAUGAGGAGUAUUCCGAGAAGUUCUCCGAGGACGCCAAAUCCAUCUGCAAGAUGUUACUCACCAAGAACCCCAGGGAGCGGUUGGGCUGCACGGGGGGCGGAGCGGCUGACGUCAAGCAGCACCCCGUGUUCAAGGACAUUAACUUCAAGAGGCUGGAAGCACAUGUGCUGGAUCCCCCUUUCUGUCCUGACCCACACGCCGUGUACUGCAAGGACGUCUUGGAUAUCCAUCCGUUCUCCACGGUGAAGGGAGUGCACCUGGACAGCACAGAUGAGGAGUUCUACGCCACCUUCGUCACAGGCUGUGUCUCUAUCCCCUGGCAGAACGAGAUCAUCGAAUCCAAAUGUUUUGAGGACCUCAGUGAAAGUGGAGAUGAGGAAGACUUUUCACUUGAUCUAGAAGAGACAUUAUGUCCCCCCAUUCAAAAACCAAAGAGGGGCUUCUUGUACCGGCUCCUCAAGAGAAUGGGCUGUCUCAGCUCCAGCCCCAGCGAGAAGGAAGAGGAGGCGAGGAGACUCUGAGCCAUUCACUGUUCGGACCUGGCGGGACCAGACCUCGGCGCCAAGCAGGAGCACGUGUUCGCUACGAGUUGUAAUAAACGCAU
Messenger RNA from Trichechus manatus latirostris (Florida manatee), 2372 nucleotides. RefSeq names its product G protein-coupled receptor kinase 4 (gene GRK4). The transcript is spliced from 19 exons. Bases 1 to 2289 code for a protein of 762 amino acids. Gene Ontology annotation, molecular function: ATP binding; G protein-coupled receptor kinase activity. Gene Ontology annotation, biological process: signal transduction; regulation of signal transduction; protein phosphorylation. NCBI's taxonomy places the organism in Eukaryota, Metazoa, Chordata, Mammalia, Sirenia, Trichechidae. Gene Ontology annotation, cellular component: cytoplasm. The record is from RefSeq and is a predicted model, not a curated record.